This is a messenger RNA of Arabidopsis thaliana (thale cress), 1004 nucleotides long. RefSeq names its product Ribosomal protein L19e family protein. NCBI's taxonomy places the organism in Eukaryota, Viridiplantae, Streptophyta, Magnoliopsida, Brassicales, Brassicaceae. Gene Ontology annotation, molecular function: structural constituent of ribosome; RNA binding. The record is from RefSeq and is marked reviewed. The transcript is spliced from 3 exons. Gene Ontology annotation, cellular component: ribosome; cytosolic large ribosomal subunit. The coding region runs from base 36 to 380 and encodes 114 amino acids. Gene Ontology annotation, biological process: translation.
GACAAAGAGGUGGAGCUAGGUCAAGGAGAUAAGAAAUGGUGUCGAUCCAUUUCCACUCACGCUCUCGUGCAAGGAGAAAGUGUCGUCACACUGGUUACGGUAAGGAUACAAUGGAGGCUUUGCGCCGAAUAAUGAAACGUUUGACGAGAAGGCUGAAAAUGUUAAAACGCUUGCUAAAAAAGUUCUGUUGGAACAAGAAGAUCGACAAGCUUGUGUACUACCAUGACAUGUUCAUGAAGGUGAAAGGAAAAGUUUACAAGAACAAGUGUGUUCUUAUGGAAAGCAUGCACAAGUCUAGCAGGGAGAGAAAGUUUUCCGGAAGCGAGAUGCGUUUGGCUCUGGAGCCUGAAGGAGAGAAGACUGCAUCAGCACCUCAAUAAGAAGAGUAAGAAACCCAUCUUCGCAUGGUGCAUGUUCUUGGUCUGCGGUUAAGCAAAGAAGAUGAGCUUUCCUAAAAAAUGUUAAAGAUCUCGAUAUCUUAGUGUUGACGGGGUCCUUCAUCCUUGGUACUCAUUGUGAACCCAAAAGAAACCACAAUGUGUUCCUCUACUUGAUUCAUCCGAUCAUUUUCACCAGCUUUCUUUCUUCAUAAGGCGUUGAAGAGAGAAAUAUAUAUCCGAUUCAUUGGUCUUCUUUCUUUUUCGGCUCUAACGAAACCAAGAAGAUUUGUUGUUUAAAGGAUGAAGAUUCUGGAGUUCUUAGGUAAAGCGUUGUGGCUUCAAUUGACGACGACUUUUCGGCCUACUGGUUUGAAGCUCUGUGACAUCGGAGAACGAUGCCGGCGAUCUACCGCUUCCGGCAAUCUACCGCUUCUCUUACGCGUGUUUUUGCUUUCUUUAGGAGGUGACAAUUGCCUGUGUGCUGUCUUGCUUAUCUCAUCCAUGACGGUUUAUUGUAUUAGAGUUAAUUUGUUUCUGUUGUUAGACUUAAUUUGUUUUUUUUGGGCUUUGUUUAAUUUGAUUGUUUUCAAAUAAAAAGAUGAAUGUUCAGCGUUAUAAAAAAAA